CUCCCGGUGUCUUUAAUCAUGGCUGUGCCAGCAGGCAGGUCUGUGGUCUUCGUAACUGGAAACGCAAAGAAACUCGAAGAGGUUAUUCAGAUCCUUGGAGACAAGUUUCCCUACAAACUAGUAUCAAAAAAGAUCGACUUGCCCGAAUACCAAGGAGAGCCAGAUGAGAUUUCCAUACAGAAGUGUAAGGAGGCUGCACGGCAGAUUGAUGGGCCAGUCAUAGUGGAGGACACAUGUCUGUGCUUCAAGGCUUUGGGAGGCCUACCCGGUCCUUACAUAAAAUGGUUCCUGGAUAAACUCAAGCCAGAAGGCUUGUACAAACUCCUAGCUGGAUUUGAAGAUAAAUCAGCAUGGGCUCUCUGCACCUUUGCUUACUCUGCAGGGAAAGAUGAACCAGUGCAGCUCUUUAGAGGGAAAACAGAGGGACACAUUGUGGAACCCAGGGGACCUCGAGACUUUGGAUGGGAUCCCUGUUUCCAGCCGGUGGGAUAUGACAAAACCUAUGCUGAACUGCCAAAAGAAGUGAAGAAUUCUAUCUCUCACCGCUACCGGGCACUCGCUGCCAUGUCUGAGCACUUCUCUCAAACCAACAAUACCUCACCACAGAGCAAGAAGAAGAAGGAGGAGGAUUAAAGAGUCAUUUUAGACUGACGUCAGGUUCUGAAUCAGGAGCAAAAUGUAUCAAAACUCAAGUUAUUGGAUUGGAUUUGACAAUGAAGAGGAUACUCCUCUAUGACUCAGAUGUUUCACUGUUGGGUCAGAAAAGUAUAAUAUGAAUAACAUAUUUGUGAUCACGAUGUUUGAUUGUAGAAUCUGCAGUGGAAAUGGUGCUGUAUAAUAAGGGUUUUCUCUUAUUUUCAAUAAAUAUUUUGUCAGUUUUUA
Chelmon rostratus (copperband butterflyfish) is the source of this 882-nucleotide messenger RNA. It is a transcript of the gene itpa, whose product is annotated as inosine triphosphatase (nucleoside triphosphate pyrophosphatase). The transcript has 8 exons. Gene Ontology annotation, cellular component: cytoplasm. Gene Ontology annotation, biological process: nucleoside triphosphate catabolic process. Bases 19 to 633 code for a protein of 204 amino acids. Gene Ontology annotation, molecular function: nucleoside triphosphate diphosphatase activity. Lineage: Eukaryota; Metazoa; Chordata; Actinopteri; Chaetodontiformes; Chaetodontidae. The record is from RefSeq and is a predicted model, not a curated record.